This is a messenger RNA of Linum tenue, 2084 nucleotides long. NCBI's taxonomy places the organism in Eukaryota, Viridiplantae, Streptophyta, Magnoliopsida, Malpighiales, Linaceae. The record is from the annotation of a GenBank genome assembly.
GUUUCCUUUCCUUGUUUUUCUUUUUUGGAUUUGUUUCUAGUUUUGUCUCCUUGCUGAAUGAUGAGAGUAUUUCUACUUGGGAUUUCACCAGGCUUACCAGCUACGCAUUUUGCUUAUGUAAAGAACAUAGAUGCUGGAUUGCCACUGUUCCUAUUCAACUAUUCUGAUAGGAAACUGUAUGGGAUCUUUUUUGCUGCCUGCCCUGGGCAAAUGAAUAUUGACCCUUAUGGAUGGACUGAUGGCUCAGAAAGAACAGCAUAUCCUGCACAGGUUCGAAUUCAGGUUAAGCAGCAGUGUCAACCGUUACUUGAAGGACAGUUCAAACCAGUAAUUGCAGACAAUUACUACAAUGAUAAGCACUUCUACUUUGAGCUAGAUCAUGGUCAAACACAGAGGCUUAUGGCUUUAUUAUCAUUUUCACCUCUCCCUUCAGGUGCCUCAUUCUUGCCAUAUUCUGCAAAGGUCGUACCUACGUAUCAAUACCGUCCUGUACGCAAGAAUAAAGAGGAAACAGACGAGUUUGAGGCAGUAAAAUUUGAGGCUGAUCAAACAUUAUCUGAAUCUAGUUCAAUAAGUGAUAAAAGGGACGUAGACGAGGAGUUUACACCACUUGCUUCAGAAAUUAAGAACCACAAUCCUAGUGGAAACCCACAUGAUGGGGAUGCCUAUUCCACUUCGGUUAGUGAAAUCCAGCUAAAGGAAGCAAAGGUAGUAGCAGAAGUAGUUGGUGGAAAAGGAGAGGAAGCGCUUAUAUUUGAAAAACUGCGACAAUUGUCUCUAAACUCUGCACCAAAAGAGUCAUCUUCAGAGUCAUCCUUUGAAGUAUCUGGUGCUGCAAACCAUAGCUUGACGCAAGCAUUGGAGGAGCUCAAGACUUUUAGCUCCAAACAAGCUCUGAAAGUGAGCCAGUUGGAGAAGAAGCUGGUGGCAGCUGAUGUAGAAAUUCAACGUCUGAAAGAUCACUGUUUCAAGUUGGAUGGCACUCCUAGUGCUCCCAUCACAAACUUUGGCAAGAUAGCGCAAACUGCACCAGAUGAUCUGCAUUUGGAUCUUGGUGACUCCAUCUAUAUCAUUGGGGGACAUGAUGGUAAAACAUGGUUAUCUUCAUUGGAUCUCUAUCUCCCUUCAACAGGACAGAGAGAAUCUCUGAGUCCUAUGAGUUGUGUACGGGCAUAUGCAUCAGUUGCGGAGUUGUAUGGUAAUCUUUAUGUUAUGGGUGGUGGGGAUGGUAAUUUGUGGUAUGAUACAGUUGAGUCCUACAAUCAAGGCAGUAACCGUUGGACGUCAUCCCCAUCCUUGUCUAAAAAGAAGGGCAGCUUAGCUAGUGCUAGCAUAAGUGACAAAAUAUAUGCAUUUGGGGGUGGCAAUGGACAAGAGUCAUUUUCAGAUGUUGAGAUGCUUGAUUUUGAUGUUGGCCGAUGGAUCCAGGCAAGGUCAAUGUUACAAAAGCGAUUUGCUCUUGCUGCUGUGGAACUCAAUGGUGCGCUGUAUGCUACGGGUGGCUUCGAUGGCAAUGUAUAUCUCAAGUCCUGUGAGAGAUUUGAUCCAAGGGAACAUUCCUGGAUCAGAAUCACGGAUAUGAAUGAAAUCAGGGCCUCUCAUUCUUUAGUUGCCUUGAACGACAAAAUAUAUGCUCUAGGUGGUUCUGACGGUGACAACAUGGUGUCGAGCACUGAAAUGUACGAUCCUCGUAAUGGUUCAUGGAUUAUUCAAGAACCGAUGAAGAAGGCGAGGGCAUACUCUGCUGCCGUAGUUGUGAAAGAAGCCAUAUUUGUAUUUGGAGGAGUGGAAGCGGGUGCAACUAUAACGGACACAGUAGAGUAUUUCAAGGACGGAGAAGGAUGGCAAGAACACAAGACGAGUACCAUCGGGAAGAGAAGCUUUAUGUCCGCGAUGGCUGCUUAGCAUUAUCGUUAGGUGGAGGGGGAAGAUAUGGAGUGGAUGGCAAGAUCGAGGGUUACCAUGGUUGUGAUCAUCUAUCAAUUGUCGAUUUUGGCUUGAUGAUUGGCUUCGGCAAUGCAGUCGAGAUGUGAGCAUGAGCGAUUACGACACUUUUGUGCAUAGUUCUUUUUGUUUACCACGGG